Messenger RNA from Caenorhabditis remanei, 501 nucleotides. RefSeq lists its product as uncharacterized. The record is from RefSeq and is a predicted model, not a curated record. Bases 1 to 501 code for a protein of 166 amino acids. NCBI's taxonomy places the organism in Eukaryota, Metazoa, Nematoda, Chromadorea, Rhabditida, Rhabditidae. The transcript has 4 exons.
AUGACAUACCUCGACGACUUGCAAAAGAAAUAUCCAAAUCUUGCACUCAUCCUUCUGGGAGUUUCAAUUGGAGCAGCCACUGUGCUCGACAUAACCGGAGUAUUCACUAAUUGCUGGAUUAGCAAUGGCAAAAAUUGUACAGGCAUAGUGCCUUUUGAUUCGUCGGAACCUGCGUGGCUUGCUGUAUCCAGUUGGAUGUUGUUCAUAUCGGUUGGAGUUAUGGUUAUCAUGAUUGCUACAUAUAUUGUUGUAGUAAUUAAAGUCCUGAAACACGGUUAUCACUCCAAUCUUCGCAAAUGGCUCAUCACCAUUCGUAUCUUAUCAGUUCUCUAUUUUUCGCUUAUUGUUAUCUCUAUCAUAGUUAUGAAAUCCUUUCUUGGUAUAUAUACACCAUCAAUCUGGCUGGGAUUGUCGUGUAUUUUGACAGCCUGCUCGGCAUUACCUCUCUGCUGGGUCCAAUGCGGUCUACAUCUUGUACAACGGCAGUGUAUUGCGACUUGA